Oncorhynchus keta (chum salmon) is the source of this 7393-nucleotide messenger RNA. RefSeq names its product microtubule associated serine/threonine kinase 2 (gene mast2). The record is from RefSeq and is a predicted model, not a curated record. The transcript has 26 exons. The coding region runs from base 1502 to 7249 and encodes 1915 amino acids. Lineage: Eukaryota; Metazoa; Chordata; Actinopteri; Salmoniformes; Salmonidae. Gene Ontology annotation, biological process: intracellular signal transduction; peptidyl-serine phosphorylation. Gene Ontology annotation, molecular function: ATP binding; protein serine/threonine kinase activity; magnesium ion binding. Gene Ontology annotation, cellular component: microtubule cytoskeleton.
CUGUAUUCUGGACUUCUCUCUCUCUGUACUCUUCUGCUCACAGUGUGUGUGUGUGUGUGUGUGUGUGUGUGUGUGUGUGUGUGUGUGUGUGUGUGUGUGUGUGUGUGUGUGUGUGUGUGUGUGUGUGUGUGUGUGUGUGUGUGUGUGUGUGUGUGUGUGUGUGUGUGUGUGUGUGUGUGUGGGAGUGAUGGUAGCUCAGGCGACAGUCUCUCUCUCUCUCUCUCGCGCGCUGGCUGGCUGAAGAGGCAGUCACCAUGGCCAAGUUCUCCCUUUGGACACUCCUGUCAGACUGUUAGAAAGAGCAGUUAGCCAGACCGCAAGGACACUCCUCUGAACCGAGCGACUAACUGACAAGCCUUCCCCAGGAUCAGAGGUCUUAGCCCGGAGAUACUCAGAGAAGCUCUCUCAAACCCUGGUGCAUGGGGAGGAUUUAUGUAACGGCUAUUUUGAACCAAUGCUAACCUAUACGUGACCUGUGACCCUGUCAGUUGAGUGGUCAGCGAGCCAGGAUAGGGGGGGACAGUAACCCUGUUGGGUUUCUCGUCUGACCCAUGGGACUUGAGGAACCUUCUAGAAAGCUGAUGACUCUGCUCACUGUGCUUGUGUUUUGGUGUUUGUGUGUGUGACUGUUGUUGUAUGUGCCAGUGUGUGUUUGUAAGACAGGGAAGUGAGUGGUUUGAUGUUGUUAUAACUGGGUCAGGUAGAGACAUGGUGACUCAUCAGUGUUCAGCUGUAAAGCCCUGCUUUGCCAGUAUUAGAUGAGAACAGAACACUGAGGACACUGUAGCCUAGAUACCUGGCUAACCUGUCUAUGUACUGACCAGUCUGACACUAGCCUAGAUACCUGGCAUACCUGUCUAUGUACUGACCAGUCUGACACUAGCCUAGAUACCUGGCAUACCUGUCUAUGUACUGACCAGUCUGACACUAGCCUAGAUAACUGGCAUACCUGUCUAUGUACUGACCAGUCUGACACUAGCCUAGAUACCUGGCUAACCUGUCUAUGUACUGACCAGUCUGACACUAGCCUAGAUAACUGGCAUACCUGUCUAUGUACUGACCAGUCUGACACUUGCCUAGAUACCUGGCUAACCUGUCUAUGUACUGACCAGUCUGACACUAGCCUAGAUACCUGGCAUACCUGUCUAUGUACUGACCAGUCUGACACUAGCCUAGAUACUUGGCAUACCUGUCUAUGUACUGACCAGUCUGACACUAGCCUAGAUACCUGGCAUACCUGUCUAUGUACUGACCAGUCUAACACUAGCCUAGAGAGCAACUUUAUUUUGGAUUUUGUUACUCACACACACUGUUCUUCUCAUUGUGUGUUAUGAAUGAGUAGUCCGUAAGGGCUGUGUCUGUUUUGCAGUGUUGUUGUUGUGAGAGGAAGUGAGCUGUCAGCUCAUUGGCCAGCAUGGCUUUGAUGGAAAGGUGGCAGAGUUCACUGGAGCAGCACUGACUCCCCGAGCCGGCCCCUUGCUUUACCCUUGCCAUUGGAAACAUGAUGAAGAGGAGGAAGGAGAGGCCAGGAGCUCCUGACCUGCAUAUCCAAAUCUGGCCGGCCGCUCAGCACCGCUGCCAUGGCAACAGCAGUCUCCUGCAGCACCUGCUCUCCCCCACCUCCCUCCCUCGCUCCAUCCACACCUCCUCCUCCCAGCCCUCCCUCCUCCUCCACUCCUCCUCUGCCCACGCUGAGGGCCCCCUGUCAGCCCCCGUCCACCAGGGGGGAAACCCUUUCCUCUGGAGCUGUCGGACCAGUAACAGGAAGAGCCUGAUUGUGACGUCCAGUACCUCUCCUACACUACCCAGACCACACUCACCACUACAUGGACACCCAGGGAGCAGCCCCCUGGACAGCCCCAGAAACUUCUCACCCAGCACGGCUGCACACUUCUCCUUCGUUCCAGCUCGCAGUCACGGGCACAGGGCUGACAGGACGGAUGGCAGACGCUGGUCUCUUGCCUCACUUCCCUCCUCUGGAUAUGGCACUAACACACCCAGCUCCACCGUCUCAUCAUCCUGUUCAUCCCAGGAGAAGCUGCACCAGCUGCCCUUCCAGCCCACGGCGGACGAGCUGCACUUCCUCACCAAGCACUUCAGCUCCGAGAGCAUCACAGACGAGGAUGAACGACACUCGCCCAUGCGCCCCCGCUCACGCAGCCUCAGCCCUGGUCGCUCACCCAUCUCUUUUGACCAUGAGGUCGUCAUGAUGAACCAUGUGUACAAGGAGCGCUUUCCCAAGGCCACGGCUCAAAUGGAGGACCGUCUGGCUGACUUCCUGUCGUCCUCGGCCCCUGACAAGGUGAUGCCCCUGGCCGACGGGGUCCUCAGCUUCAUCCACCACCAGGUCAUAGAGCUGUCCAGAGACUGCCUGGUUAAAAGCCGAGAGGGCUGCAUCACGUCACGCUACUUUUACGAACUGCAGGAGAACCUGGAGAAACUACUGCAAGAUGCUCACGAGCGCUCGGAGAGUGUGGAGGUUACCUUCGUCACCCAGCUGGUUAGGAAGCUGAUGAUGGUCAUCGCUCGUCCUGCACGCCUGUUAGAAUGUCUGGAGUUUGACCCAGAGGAGUUCUACCAUCUUUUGGAGGCCGCAGAGGGCCAUGCCAAGGAGGGCCAGGGCAUCAAGUCAGACAUCCCCCGCUACAUCAUCAGCCAGCUGGGUCUCACCAGAGAUCCUCUGGAGGAGAUGGCCCAGCUGAGCAGCUACGACAGUGGGAACCCAGACACACCAGAGACAGACGACGCUGUGGAUAGUCGAGGGGCCACCGUGCCUGUUGUAGCUCCCCCUAAAACCAAAGCCCCACGGGAGGAGGACUUUGAGAACAUCAAGCUCAUCAGCAACGGGGCCUAUGGUGCUGUGUUUCUGGUGCGCCACAAGGAGACCCGUCAGCGUUUUGCCAUGAAGAAGAUCAACAAGCAGAACCUCAUCCUGAGGAACCAGAUCCAACAGGCCUUCGUAGAGAGAGACAUCCUGACCUUCGCUGAGAACCCCUUCGUGGUCUCAAUGUUCUGCUCCUUCGAGACACGCAGACACCUCUGUAUGGUCAUGGAGUAUGUGGAGGGUGGUGACUGUGCCACCCUGCUGAAGAACAUCGGGGCGCUGCCCGUGGACAUGGCACGCAUGUACUUUGCUGAGACUGUACUGGCACUGGAGUACCUCCACAACUAUGGCAUCGUACACAGGGACCUGAAACCUGACAAUCUUCUGAUCACGUCGAUGGGCCACAUCAAGCUGACAGACUUUGGGCUGUCGAAGAUCGGUCUGAUGAGCCUCACCACCAACCUGUAUGAAGGACACAUAGAGAAAGAUACCAGGGAGUUCCUGGAUAAACAGGUGUGUGGUACACCAGAGUACAUCGCCCCAGAGGUGAUCCUCAGACAGGGCUAUGGGAAGCCAGUAGACUGGUGGGCCAUGGGGGUCAUCCUCUACGAAUUCCUGGUGGGCUGUGCCCCUUUCUUUGGAGACACACCUGAGGAGCUCUUUGGACAGGUCAUCAGUGAUGAGAUCAUAUGGCCAGAGGAGGAGGAGGCUCUUCCUAACGAUGCCCAGGACCUCAUCUCUAAACUCCUCAGACAGAACCCUCUGGAGAGGCUGGGCACAGGCAGUGCAUUUGAGGUGAAGCAGCAUCGGUUCUUCUAUAAUCUGGACUGGAACACUCUGCUGAGACAGAAGGCAGAGUUCAUCCCUCAGCUAGAGUCAGAGGACGACACCAGCUACUUUGACACCCGUUCAGACAGGUACCACCACUUGGACUCUGAAGAUGAAGACGACACCAACGAUGACGAACACGUAGAGAUACGUCAGUUCUCCUCCUGUUCGCCCCGCUUCAGCAAGGUGUACAGCAGUAUGGAGCGUCUAUCCCUCCAUGAGGAGAAGAGGACCCCCCCGCCCACCAAGCGUAGCCUCAGUGAGGAGGGAGGAGAACGCAUUGACAGCCUCAGUAGUCUCAAGUCCAGAGACCGCAACUGGCUGGUGGGGUCACCUGAGAUCCUGCGUAAGCGUCUGUCUGUCUCAGAGUCGUCCCACACGGAGAGCGACUCCAGCCCUCCCCUGACGGUGCGAAGACGCUGCUGCUCCGCCAUCAUCGAGAUGCCGCGCUUCGCCAUCUCCUCAGAGGAGGAAGCAGGGGUGGCCCCCAGCUAUAGGAGCCCCAGCCUGCUCAGCCAGACCCCCGGUGGAGUCAGGGGCCCCCGCAGCGAGGACUUGCCCCUCUCCAUCCCUGAGCUUCCCGUGGAGAGAGAGCUGAAACUGGACGAGUCCCCCACAACACCAGACUCUACAGCCAGCCAGCUCAGCAAAGCCACACUCACACCGGGCAGUUCAGGAGAUGUGUGGGAGCGUGGUUCAGGUGCAGACAGCUCUCCCUCUACCCCUAAGGCCAUCAGUGACCUGGCAGCUAGGAGGGCCCGUCACAGACUGUUGUCUGGAGACACAGACAGACACGCCCAGUCCAGACCACUCAACAAGGUCAUCAAGUCAGCCUCCGCUACCACUCUCUCACUCAUGAUUCCUGCUGACCACCACGGGGCCUCCCCAUUGGCCAGCCCCAUGUCACCCCACUCCUUCUCGUCCAAUCCCUCGUCCAGAGACUCCUCCCCCAGUAGAGACCUGUCCCCAGCUGUGGCCAACAUCAAACCCGCCAUCAUCAUCCACAAGGCGGGCAAGAAGUACGGCUUCACCCUGCGAGCCAUCAGGGUGUACAUGGGAGACACAGACAUCUACACAGUACAUCACAUGGUCUGGCAUGUAGAGGAGGGUGGUCCAGCCCAUGAUGCAGGGCUGAGAGAAGGAGACCUCAUCACUCAUGUGAAUGGAGAGGCUGUCCACGGCCUAGUGCACACUGAGGUGGUGGAACUCAUUCUCAAGAGCGGCGGUAAGGUGUCCAUCUCUGCCACGUCCUUUGAGAACACCUCCAUCAAGCUGGGCCCCGCCCGCAAGACCGGCUCCAAAUCUAAGAUGGCGCGUCGCAACAAGAAGACCAAGACCAAAGAUAGCAGCCAGGAAAGCAGUAGUAAGAAGAGGAACUCUCUGUUCAGGAAGAUCACUAAGCAGGCGUCUCUUCUCCACACCAGCCGUAGCCUGUCCUCUCUGACCCGCUCUCUGUCCUCUGGAGAGAGUGGACCUGGGUCCCCCACUCACAACCUGUCCCCUAGAUCACCUACACAGGGUUACCGGUCCACACCUGACUCUACACACUCUGUAGGGGGUAACUCAUCUCAGAGCAGCUCUCCCAGCUCCAGUGUUCCUAACUCCCCAGCCAGCUCCGGUCACAUCAGGCCCAGCUCCCUCCACGGCCUGGCCCCCAAGCUCCAGCGCCAGUAUCGCUCCCCUCGCCGCAAGUCAGCCGGCAACAUCCCUCUAUCCCCCCUGGCCCGCACCCCUUCCCCAACCCCACAGAGCACCUCCCCCCAGCGCUCUCCCUCCCCCCUGUCCAGCCACGGACUAGGCUCCACCUCAAUGGGUCAGAUCUUUCCAGUCAAGCUCCACUCUUCCCCCCCUCUGGUCAGGCAGAUCUCCAGGCCCAAGAGCGCUGAACACCCCCGCUCCCCACUGCUCAAGCGAGUCCAGUCUGCUGAGAAGUUAGCCUCCUCCCUCUCCUCCUCAUCGUCCUCCCCCUCUCCAUCAGGCGCCGGAGGCGACAAGAAGCUGCCUGUAACAGUGGCAGGGCGUAAACACAGCCUGGACAUCUCCCACGCUGAGUUUAAGAAGGAGAUGCUUCAGAGAGACCCCAGUCUGCAGAGUCUCCAGGAAUCAGCUGGGGAGAGAGAGAGCCUACUGCUGGGGUUGGGGCCUGGGAUAGGGGGCCGUGGGGGUCCCGUGGAGAAGGGCAGCCUGCAAAAACCCUCCUCCAGCAGGAAGCUAGGACGUCAGGAGGGGGACGGAGGGUCGACUGCCGGGUCCCUGGGGCUGGCUCCCGGGAAGAGCAAACUGAAGGACAAGCUGUCAGCCAUCAGACAGGACCGGGCUGAGAGAAGGGAGUCACUACAGAAGCAGGAUGCUAUCCACGAGGUGGACUCAUCAGAGGACGAGACAGACGAGGGUUCAGAGGACAGUCAGGACGGGAGGGGCAGGAACACCUGUACCUUUACCCCCCCACUGCUCCGCCCCACCUCCGUCAUGCCCAUCGCCCCCCGUACAGGACCCGGGGGCACCCUCCCCUCCCUCUGUCUGUCCCCCUCCUCCACCCUGCUGCCAAGCAGAGCCACCAUACCCUCCACACUCCACGAACACAAGCCCACUCAGAGUGGUCCUUCGCUGGGAGGGAAAGAAAGCGGCUCAGCCUCCUCGGAUGACUGUAGGCGGAGAGAUGGAAAGGCUCCAGACCCCAGCAGCAAGUUCACCCAGAGCCCCCUGUCCAGCACCUUCGCCACCCUCGGCAGUGCUUUCAUCUCCGUCAGCAAGGACACCUUCCUGAAGCCUGCUGCUUCAUCUCCACAUCAGGACUGGAGGAGCCCCAAGUUGCUUGAGCCCAGGGGGAAGAGCAGUAGUUUAUGGAGCGAGGAGAGAGACUCUGGCCUGGAGGCCCCCAGAUCCAGCCCCACUGGGUCCAUAGACGGCAGAGACCUAGUCCCCACACCCAUCUCCUCCCCAGGCAUCACCAAGGAGAAGAAGGAGGCUGACAACCGGAGACACGCUGCUGCUGCUGCCGCGGCGGCAGCCUACGCCGCCCCCAGCCCCCCAGCCUCUCCAGCCUCAGUGUCAAGGUCAGAUAGUGGGGUGGACAAGAUGGUGUCACAUCUAGCCAAUGUAGCUCAUAGCGUCCUGGGGCCCGUCAAACUAACCAUCCCCGGGGCCAAGGAGGCCUUUGAGAGAGCCAAGGACCAGAAUCAGAGACACUCCGACCCCCCUCACCCCAAGGCCACACCUGACUCCCCCCUUGCAGCCACCACCACUCCCCUCUCCCCCUCCACCUUCAGACACCCUGCCCCUCAGCCACCACCCCGCCUGUCCUCCCAGUCUCCUCCCAGGCAGCCCUCCUCCAAAACUGAGCCAGCCCCCCCUCCCCCUCCACAGAGGAGGCUCUCCCCUCCUAAAGACUGUACCCUGGCCCAGGGCACCCAGGACACCAUGGAGAGGCCGGUGGUGGAGACUGCACCAAGGAAGGUGCCCACCACCACACCCAACCAGACACCUACUGCAGCCUCAGAGCAGCGCAAUAGGCCAGACCCCCUGGCCUCACAGAGACCCCGUCCAGCCUCUGCAGUCUCCACCCCGCAGGACAAAACCAGCAGCAAGAAGACGUAGCAGAUAAGACACCCAUGAGAAUAGAGACUGCUUGAUGGAGAUCUGAAUCUUUAUCCACAGACAACUGCAUGUUUGGAAGAAAACAACAUUCUAAACUUUUUGCAACUCACUAAUCAUUAUCUGAGAGUAUAGCCAUCUAAUGGA